Molecule: messenger RNA, 3670 nt
Organism: Procambarus clarkii (red swamp crayfish)
Lineage: Eukaryota; Metazoa; Arthropoda; Malacostraca; Decapoda; Cambaridae
Product: von Willebrand factor A domain-containing protein 5A-like
Source: RefSeq, a predicted model, not a curated record
CAGCUCCUGACGGGAGGCAGCUGGGGCAGGUCCACUGGUGAGCCACACACACACUUUAUCACUAUCAGGUCCAAGUAAGAUGUGUACUGUUGCUCUGGGUUCGCUUCCCCCCAGAUGGGGCUUGCUAGGAUGGAGUGACCUGGACACGAUCCAUGCUGUGUGGCUGGAGUCAGUGGCGACACAGAUCACCAUCCGCGGGUUCGUGGCCCAAGUGAAUGCCAAGCUUGUUUACCAAAACAUCUGCCCCGGUCCUCUGCAGGUCCAGUACAGGCUGCCAGUGGACGAGGGGGCGGCUGUGUAUAAAUGUGAAGCUCAUUUGGAUGGUAGGACAAUAUCGACUCAUUGUGUGGAAAAGAAAAAGGCAGAGCAAGUGUACAAGGAGGCUGUGAGUGCUGGCAAUACGGCCGUCUUGGCUAGGCAAGAUGAACGCUCAUCAGAUGUACUACAUCUGGCUCUUGGCAACCUCCCAUCAGGAUCGAAGGCUGAGCUGAGGGUAUGUCUGGUGAUGGAGCUGAAGGUCAAGACAGACGGAGGAGUGAGCUUCGUGCUGCCUACCGUCCUCAACCCCCGCUAUACUCCACGGAGCCUUCAUCACAUGGUUCCAGAUGUUGGUUUUGAAUAUCCUGAGUUAAGGGAAGUUACCGUGAGGCAAGCCUACAAUAUCAGCAUCGAGGUUCAGAUAUCAGGCGCUCAUGAGAUAGCAAGAGUCGUCUCCCACACUGAUCCCAUCGACGUAACCAUCAGUGAGGAUAACAAGUCCGCACAGGUGAGGCAAGACGGAGGCUUCAGGAGUGACCACGACUGGAGUCUCCUGCUCUACUACGCCAACCCGUACAAGACUCGCGUGCUUCGAGAGACUGGAGACCGCUCCGCCACCGGACUCAUGAAGGAAGACCUCGUUAUGAUCAAUCUCUUCCCUGAGGUCCCGUCCAGCAGUUUCUCCAACAACAAUGAGAUCAUCUUUAUUAUUGAUCGCUCACUGAGCAUGCAAGAUGAGAACAUGCAGAGUGCCCGAGCAACACUGGCGAUCUUUCUCAAGAGUUUACCCAUUGGCUGCUUCUUCAAUAUCAUUAGCUUCGGCCAGUAUUACGAACUACUCUUUCCCGAAGGGAGUCGUGAAUACAAUGAAAAUACAUUAGCAACAGCCUGUAUUCUGCAGCAGACAAUGGACUCCGACAUGGGAGGCACAGAGAUACUUGGCCCCUUACACAGUGUGUACUGUACACCCCCGAAGUCUGGACACUCAAGACAAAUCCUUCUGAUCUCUGACGGAGGCGUGUGGAAUGUUGAGGAGGUGGUGCAGCUAGUGCGGCGCCACGCUCACCAUACCCGGGUGUUUGCUGUGGGCAUCGGGCACGGCGCCUCUACUGCUCUCAUACAAGGGGUGGCCCGGGCCGGCGGAGGCCGCUCAGAGAUGGUUCUCCAGCAGGAUAUGCUUCAGGAUAAGGUGAUGGGGCUGGUGAGCUCGAUGGUGCAGGAGACUGUGAGGGACGUGACUGUGUCUUGGGAGCUGGAGCCCAACACUUGUGUCAGGCUGGUGCCCAAGGUCCCGCCUGUCAUCUUUGGUGGGCAACAUCUCACCCUUUAUGCCCGGGUGCCCUCUGCCACCACUGUGAAGUCAAUCAGCAUCUCGGGCAAGGUUGGGGAUGUCGAGCAGAGCGAGAGCAUCUCUUGCAGUGACGUCGUCAUUGUUCACGACACAGAAAUGAGUCUCCAUCGUCUGGCAGCGCGUGCACAAAUCAACCAGUGGACGCUUGAUGAUGAGGAGGAUGUUGCAGAGGACAUGAUAGCCCUAAGUGUGAGCAGCGGCGUCGUCUCCAAACUGACGGCGUGUGUGGGUGUGGACCAGGAUGGUAGAACAGCGAGACACUCUCAGCCUCCUGAGGCGACACUUCCUCCGCUGGGUCCUGGCCAAAUGAGGAUGGCUGCUCCUAGUUCCUCUUCAAGUUAUCUGCAGUACUGCCAUAUGCCUUCUUUUCAAUGUAACAAGGGUUUUGGAACAAGGAUGAUUCCUUCUAGUUCCACUUCAAGUAUUCAGCAGAUGAGUCCCACAACAGGGAUGAGUCCUCCUAGUUCCACUUCAAGUAUUCAGCAGAUGAGUCCUACAACAGGGAUGAUUCCUCCUAGUUCCACUUCAAGUCAGCAGUAUAAUAUGCCAGAUAUAAACCCACAACCUGAGAAUAUGGGUCUUAGAACAGGGAUGAUUCCUCCUAGUUCCACUUCAAGUAUUCAGAUGUGUCGUAUAACACGGAUGAGUCCUACUUUCACUUCAAGUAUUCAGGAGAAAAGUCCUACAACAGGGAUGAUUCCUCAUAGUUCCAAUUCAAGUCAGCAGUAUAAUAUGCCAGAUAUAAACCCACAAACUGAGAAGGGUCCUUGCUAUUUCAGGAAGGCUUCUCCUAGUUCCUCUUCAAGUAAUGAGGUUUACCACCAUAUACCUGUAACGUUGCGUAACAAAGUGCUUUUAAAAUGUAGGAAAGCUCCUCCUAGUUCCUAUUCAAAUCAGCAGAAUAAAGUAACAGGUCUCCAAGUACAACCUGAGAAUGCAGAGGAGGAUAAGAAAGCAGAUUUCAACAUUUUGAAACGUGGGUCCGAUGCUGAUCUUCAGAAGAUUGUAAACUUACAAUAUUUUGAUGGUUCGUGGCUACCCAAGGACUUUCUCGGACUCCUUGCACUGCCUUGUGAUCGCAUCCAUGCCCUUGGCCACAUACCAGAUGAGCGAGCUUGGACCACAGCUGUAGUUCUGGCCUUGCUUGAGAGGAAGUUUGAGGACGCUCGUGGGAAGUGGGGCCUGAUGGCUGUGAAGGCUCGUCUCUUUAUAUCAACCACUUUGGAGGAUGCGGACAUUCUUGUUAACAUCGCUCUGUCUAUAUUUGAUGCUCAACAGUAGCCUCAUAGUGACAUGAUGUGUCGGAAAUACAUAUUUUGUUGUGUUCAUUAACAGUCUGUAUUUCGUAUUUAAUGAGGCCUCGAUUCAUCAAUAAUAUCUAGCUGCUUGAUGGAGACGACACUGCAGGAGGCCCCCUGGAGGCACUGCAGGAGGCCCCCUGGAGGCACUGCAGGAGGCCCCCUGGAGGCACUGCAGAAGGCCCCCUGGAGGCACUGCAGGAGGCCCCCUGGAGGCACUGCAGGAGGCCCCCUGGAGGCACUGCAGGAGGCCCCCUGGAGGCACUGCAGGAGGCCCCCUGGAGGCACUGCAGGAGGCCCCCUGGAGGCACUGCAGGAGGCCCCCUGGAGGCACUGCAGGAGGCCCCCUGGAGGCACUGCAGGAGGCCCCCUGGAGGCACUGCAGGAGGCCCCCUGGAGGCACUGCAGGAGGCCCCCUGGAGGCACUGCAGGCUUCAGAAAGAGACUUCCCAAUACUUUAUUGGGAGUCCUGCUCUGUGCUAUUUAACCAUUAGUUAUAUUAUCCACACUUUAUUGAUAUAUUAUCCACACUGUGUUGUUAUGAUAUCCUCACUUUAUUGUUAUAUUAUCCACACUAUAUUAUAUUAUUCAUACUGUGUUGUUAUGAUAUCCUCAAUAUAUUGCUAUAUUAUUCACACUAUAUUAUAUUAUUCACACUGUGUUGUUAUGAUAUCCACACUAUGCAAGCGAUGAGUCACAAUAACGUGGCUAAAGUAAGUUGACUAGACCACACACUAGAAGGUGAAGGGACGACGACGUUUCG